This is a messenger RNA of Tachyglossus aculeatus (Australian echidna), 1203 nucleotides long. Its product is annotated as cell surface glycoprotein CD200 receptor 2-like. The transcript is spliced from 7 exons. The record is from RefSeq and is a predicted model, not a curated record. Lineage: Eukaryota; Metazoa; Chordata; Mammalia; Monotremata; Tachyglossidae. Gene Ontology annotation, molecular function: signaling receptor activity. Bases 1 to 1203 code for a protein of 400 amino acids. Gene Ontology annotation, cellular component: external side of plasma membrane. Gene Ontology annotation, biological process: regulation of neuroinflammatory response.
AUGAGCACCCUGGGGAAGUCGCCGGCCCCAGAGCUGACGGCAAUCACGGUUCUCCUGUUGGCCACCGCUGCCGCCAGUAAAGCAGAUCUGACAGCUUCAGCAAAUUCCUCUGGGCCUUCACUUCUGGCAUGGACCCUCCCAGCCCUCAUCCCGGACCAGGAAGCCAGGAAGCCAGGAAGCCAGGUCAUCCCGGACCAGGAAGGUUGCAGCAACUUCGACAAAGGUUGCACAUUGGUGGAGGCAGCGGUGGGUUCCAAGGCAACUCUUUCCUGUCGUUCCGUCCCAUUGGAGAAUCUCAUUAUGGUCUCGUGGACCAUUGUCUGCAGCAGGACUGCUAACUGGACCAUGGCUUACAGGAAUGAUACAGCCCAUAUUACCACACCUCCUGAUGUGAGAUUGGCCUGGGGACCGAGACCCGAUCUGAAUCCAGUCCUGCAGAUUGAUCCCGUGACAAUCACAGAUGACAGCUUUUAUCGUUGUGAUGUUGCAACGAGUCAGGGGAAUUUUGACUGCGGAUUUUGCCUGAGCGUGCUGGUGCCUCCCAUGGUCUCGCUGGUUGUGGGGAAGGACAGCCAGGUUGUGUGCGAGGCCUCUGCAGGGAAGCCGGCUGCUCAGAUAUCCUGGGUCCCGCCAGGGGAGCACAGCACUUCCAACAGGACCCACGGCAACGGGACGGUGACGGUGGUCAGUACCUACUGGGGGAACAGCAGCCACCUGUCUGACCUUGUCUGCUCUGUGAGCCAUGUGACCGGGAACAGGUCUCUGUCCAUGUACAGGACCUCAGGUCCUGGACCUUCUCAACUGCUGCCGCUUCUCUUGUCCCUCUCUGGGCUCCUGGCAGUUUUGAUCAUCGGGGGAACUCUUGGAAGUCAGAAACUCAGAGGUUGCUGCAGGACUCUCCCUCUUGUGAUACACGAAGCCAGCUUUGGUGCUAUAAAGCCCCUGGCCCCCGGGCUCCAGGGUUUGACCGGCGCUUCCCGCCAGGACCAGGAGGAGGAGGAGGAGGUGGAGAACAUUUAUCUCAACACCAGCGCAGAGAGCAGUGCCCACAGAAGAGCUCGGACCCCAGCUUCCAGCCAGGACCACGAGGAGGAGAUGGAGCACAUUCACUUCAACACCGGGGCAGAGAGCAGUGCCCGUGGGAACGCUUGGACCGAAGCUUCCUGCCAGAGGGAGGAGCACAUUUACCUCAACUUGAAGUAG